Messenger RNA from Prorocentrum cordatum, 2084 nucleotides. Lineage: Eukaryota; Dinophyceae; Prorocentrales; Prorocentraceae. The record is from the annotation of a GenBank genome assembly.
CUGGGACCUCGUUUCGGCACCCUCUGGCCCAUCUCCUCGCCGCGUUCGUGCGCCUCUCUCGGCUCAAGCCACUCGUCACGGGUAAUGUGGCAGACGCUGUAACACAGAUCUUCGUCAACACACAACACAUUUCGAUCUCCCACGGAUGAACACCUCUUUAACCGCCUCUGCGCGAGACGCUUCGCAUGACUGGACCUACGCGCUGCUGAGCAUCUUCGCCCUGGUUUUUGCUCUGAGCAAGGUCUACACGCAGGACUACCAGGAGGAAGUCUGGAUCGUCGCGCUGCCCAUGCUGGCGUACCUGAUCGGUCAUAGCAGCGCCAAGGCUGGCAAGGAGCGCCUCGCGGCGGAGCUCGCCAGCCAGAUCCGGGCGAGCACCAAGCCCGAGCUCACGCUCAGGCUCUUCUGCGACAUGGUGGAGCAAGGCGUCGAGCCCGACCAGGUGGCCUUCGACCGGGCCGCGCGCGCCCACGCCCUGCUCGGCGAGGUCGACCAGGCCCUGCAGGUGCGCGAGGACGCGGCUCGGCAGGGGCUGGUCCUCGCGGGCUGGACGCACCGCGCCAUGAUCAGGGCGUGCACUACCGCGGGCAGGAGCGCGGACGCACUGGAUUUGUUUGAGUCGAUGCAGGCGGAGCUCAUGGACCAUGACAUGAGCGCCUACUACGACGCGAUUCGUUGCUACGUCAAGGUCGAGCGGCUGGAAGCGGCCGUCGCGUUGUACAAGGAGCUGGCUGAAGCGAGCAUGCCCGCCUGCCGCGCGACGUACGCGGUCCUGAGGGAUGCCUGUCGGAAGCGGGGUUGGGCUGAGAUGGCCUCGAGGAUCUCUAGAGAUAUUCGCAGAUGGUAGACAUCCGAGAUAUAUAUAUUAUAUAUUGGCGCCUUCAAUAGCACUGCAGAGUUUGCCGCGAUUGCGUAGCAUUGUGCGCCGCUGAGCCUCGUGUGCAUUUGUCCGAGAACAUGUAGGUGCGCGGCCGGCGCGACUGUGCAUGCUGUCCUAGCGCUGUCCGAGCGGGAUCCCCUUCCCACGGCGAUCGCCGAAGGGACGCGUGAAUUUUGACCCUCCUCGUCCUUGACCUCCUUAUUCUUAUCUUCCUCGUACACCCCUGCCCCUCCUGUUUUUUCUUCUCAUUCCCCGCCGUAUGUGGCGCCGACGACGUGUGCGAUCAUGCCGUGCCGACGACGGCCUUGGCCCUGGAUGGGGUGCGCACACCAUUUGCAGGGCAUGGACCUUGAUAGGUGGCCGUGCCCGUCAGAAAAUGGGCACUGACACGUCGACGCGAGGACGACGACCACAUUAGCCGCAGCAGUGGCCGCAGCAGUUGCCGCAGCAGUGGCCGUGGCAGCGACCAUCAGCGACGGGCGGCGGCAGAGCAGGCCCACCGCGGCACACUCAGCGGGUAGGCCUCGCAUCGUCCUUGCCCUUGUCGCUGGUCUGGCCGUUGGAGGGGCAGUGCGGUAAGGUGGAACCUCGGGCCGCCUAUGCACCAGGGCCUGCAGUCGAAGAAGACAAUGGCACAGCCAUGCACUUUCGGAGCUCCGCGCAGAUCUCUUGGCUCGGCGCUGGCCUCCCCUGGCGGCGCUUCCGGCGCCGCUCCAAGAAGUCCGCGCUGGGUUCGAAAGUUUAUGUCGGCGGCGAGCCCUCGCGCGUUCCGAGAAGUUUUCUGUGUCUCCGGGGAAGGCUCAGGACGCCUCUCAGAAGGCAUGCCCGGCUUCCGAGCCUUCUGAGACGGCCCGCCCCUUGUCUCAUUCUCCGCCUUGGGCUCGCCGCCGACUGUGCUGAUGCCGUUCUCCCCUCCUGUAAUCAGGGCCUGCAGACCUAGGACCAGCGGAUUGAGCAGCCUCGCGAGCGUGCCCCGCUGGUUCCUCCCCCCUGCGGGCGGGCGGCGCGCCGCUCCGGGCGGGAUGCUCUGCGGGUGCAGCCGCUCGGCACAGCCGCGAACGCGCGCGCCUCUUGGACGCCCCCCUCCUGGCCGCCCCCGACUGUCACAGGACGGACUUCUGGCCAUACUGUGUUGAAGAGGAUCCAGAAAGAAGUAACCAGCAGCAGCAUCUCGAUCCUCGAGCCUUCCCCCUGCCCCCCCCCC